Molecule: messenger RNA, 522 nt
Organism: Anopheles merus
Lineage: Eukaryota; Metazoa; Arthropoda; Insecta; Diptera; Culicidae
Exons: 1
Coding region: 1-522 (173 amino acids)
Source: RefSeq, a predicted model, not a curated record
AUGUGGGGCGGUAGUGAGCCACCACCGCUGUAUCCGUCCUACGGCUACAACGACUGCUACAACUGGAACGGUGCCCGGUGGGUACUGGCAGCGGAAGGUGUCGUACCGCCGGAAGCGGUCGUUGCAGGCUACGAGGGCGAAACGACCUACAUCGGAAGGGCCAAGCAUCGGAAAGCGAUUGUCCCGGGGCGGGUGAUACCAUCGAAGAAGGCCUGUCUGAUCGUGUCCGAGGGGUUGGAGCACGUCGUUCACGACUAUCAGGUGCUGUGCGGGUACGACGGGCGGUUCGUGCAGACGAGCGGCGGGUACUGUCCGAUAGGGUCCCUGCAGGGUGGCGUGACCAAGCGCGGCAAACCGAUAUUCAUCGGGUUGGUGCGCAUGGGGCUGGUGACGGUGGUCGGAAGCAUAGUGCCGGACGAGUUUUGCUGCCAGGCCGUAGUUAAUGGAAUUCUGAGAAGAUUCAACGAUUACGAAAUUUUCGUGUCCAAAGCGGAGUAUAAGGGUGCCUUUGAUGAGUCUUAA